Molecule: messenger RNA, 1898 nt
Organism: Opisthorchis viverrini
Lineage: Eukaryota; Metazoa; Platyhelminthes; Trematoda; Opisthorchiida; Opisthorchiidae
Exons: 7
Coding region: 634-1536 (300 amino acids)
Biological process (GO): triglyceride biosynthetic process
Cellular component (GO): endoplasmic reticulum
Molecular function (GO): glycerol-3-phosphate O-acyltransferase activity
Source: RefSeq, a predicted model, not a curated record
UAGAUGAAGACCUGAUAAAACGCGAUGUGCAACUUACCGGUGAGGGCGUUGUGUUCGAUGAGCAACUGGUUUCUGGAGAGCAGAGAGGAUUCACGCUCCACCAUCCUUUGUACCUUGUCAAGUGUGGAAUUGAAGCCAUAAUCGAGGAUUCGGUAACAAAGCGGUUUUCAGCAGCCGAGCUACGCGUGUGGAACUUCCUCGGUCGAAACCAAAAUUAUGUGUAUAUGAAGUGAGUCGGUGUUCAACGGUUUACAAUUUAUUCAUUCAUCGUAGAACCGACAAAGUUGCUGUUCUGAAUCUCCUCUGGUUUAUCGGGUUCUUCGUUCGUUACGGUUUAUUAUUCCCUUGCAAGUAAGCACAACUGCUCUUCGAGUUUUCAUAUAAUAUCACUUUCAGAGUCUUUACGUUUUCAGUCUCUAUUCCUCUGACCUGGAUCGUUGGUUAUUUAGCGCGUAAUUUUCCUGUUGCCCCGUAAGUGCUGGAUCUUGUGCUUAAUAACGCUGCCUCGUUUAUAAGGAUUCGUCAAUGGCUUCACGAAUACGGUCUUCAAAAAGCGAUCAGACUGAAUCUUCGUCCAUUCUCAUCCGUGAUAAGAUUUCAUGAUGUCCACAACCGUCCGAGACCCAAUACUAUAUGCGUCGCAAAUCAUACAACACCAUUCGAUUGGUGUGUUCUGGCCUCCGAUGUCACAUACGCUGUGACUUGCGGGCAUGUGGCAGUCUACGGGAAGUUCUUAAAAAAGCUUCUACACAAAAGGUGGUGCCCGACAAGUAUGCCUACUCUCCAUUAUUCAGUUUCGUGGUCGACGAUUUAAUGAGACGAACAGUGGAAGGUCUUCAAAACCUUGGGAUUCACAUAGCUGCUGACGAAAACCUUGUCCAUCUGGAAUAUGCAAACGAGAUGAUUCUAGUCUUCGAGGAGCGAAAGACACAAGUGCUUUUGGAUGAACUGACCACACUGGUUGGCCAAAAACAUUCCGGUUUCUUCGGCUUGGCCGAAAAAAUCAUCUCCGCGGCCGUCCCUGCCGUGUGGUUUGAUCGAGAUGAAGUGUUGGACAGGCAACGUACUGCGGCCCGUCUAAAAGAACACGUCAUGAGUCCAAACGCCGAACCCCUGCUCAUCUUUCCUGAGGGAACUUGUAUCAACAACACGUCUGUUAUGAAGUUCAAAAAGGGCUGUUUUGAGGUUGGUGCGCCGAUUCAUCCUGUCGCGAUCAAGUACAAUCCUUUGUUUGCUGACUGCUUCUGGAACAGUAGCCGUGAUAGCCUUCUACAAUAUACGUUCAAAAUCAUGAGUUCAUGGGCCAUGGUUGUCGACGUGUGGUAUCUGCCACCUACUCGGAUGCGCGAUGACGAAGAUGGCAUAAUGUUUGCUGGCCGUGUGCAACAAAGUAUAGCAAACUGCGGUGGACUGCUGAAUAUGAACUGGGACGGUGAACUCAAACGGCAAAGGCCAAAGGACACGCUGAAGCUAGCACAGCAGUUGUUCAUCAGUCGGUAUCUAGUCCCACAGGAAGAAGAUAAGAAAGAUACUUGAUAGCCGCCAAUCAGAUAUCAAAUCACCUUUAGUUUUCUUAUCCAGAAGCCCAACCAUUCCUACUCUGUCCACUCACUCCUUUACGAAGAUUUCCUAUGGAUUGUUUUUUUCGUGAAGCUAUCAUCACAUGCUGCCAUAAACAGCUCUGGGUCCAUUCUGAUAGAUUUUUUCUAGCUGUUUUUCUCUCAUCUAGCUUUCGCUCUUUGCACGCGUCUACUGUCUGCAUCCCUGAUUUGGGCAUCUCCAUUUUACAAUACCUGGGUUCGGUUUCAAAGUCUUUCCUACGCAACAUCAACAAUGAGUCUCUUACCUUGCCGAUUUCCCGUGUAUUCUAUUUAUCUGUGUUUAUUAUUACUCUGUUG